Aspergillus ibericus CBS 121593 is the source of this 1587-nucleotide messenger RNA. Its product is annotated as mitochondrial 37S ribosomal protein mS45. The coding region runs from base 166 to 1305 and encodes 379 amino acids. The record is from RefSeq and is a predicted model, not a curated record. Gene Ontology annotation, cellular component: mitochondrial small ribosomal subunit. The transcript has 2 exons. Lineage: Eukaryota; Fungi; Ascomycota; Eurotiomycetes; Eurotiales; Aspergillaceae. Gene Ontology annotation, molecular function: structural constituent of ribosome. Gene Ontology annotation, biological process: mitochondrial translation.
AACCUCCAUGUCAUUCAACCUCCUCCCUUUCCUUCCCCCCUCCCAAUCCCCUCUCCCCCCGGUCAAUUGAACCGUAGUUACCCGGACCUGGGUCUCUUGACGUCUGCGGUUCUCUCCCCUUCACGUACUCAUCCACUCAUCCACUCCUUUCCCCUCCUAUCCAGCAUGGCUCCCCGAAUACAGAACCCGAUCGGUUCCAACUCUCUCCUCCCUUACCUUUCCUCAUCUUCCACCUCCUCCUCCUUUACACCACUCUCUUCCAGGUCACAGCGGUCAUGUCGGUCUUUCUCUUCCACAAUAGUUCCUCAAACCAGACUCCGCAACCAGAUGUUCCUCUGGCUGCAACAUCAGGCAGCUGAACUCAAACAUCACAAACCAGGCUCGACAAACUAUCUCUCACAGAUCAUACCCGGUUCCCUUUUUCCGGAGUCGAGACCCUUCCCACAAAAUAUCCAUUACCGCUCGGAGAGUAUUCUCAGUGAGGAGCUGCGGAGAGAGAUCCACCACCGGGUGGUCGUCAGGAAGAAGAGUGUGCGGGCUGUCAGUGUUGAGCUUAAGGUCGACAUGAGGAGGGUUGCUGCCGUAGUUCGCUUGGUUGAGUUGGAAAAGAGGAUGACACAAGAGGGUAAACCCCUAGCCUUGCCAUACGCUCGUGCAAUUCACGAGAUGGUUCCGACAACCCCUUUGUACGAUCAGGAGCUGAGGGCCCACGAAGAAAUCAACGACCUACCCGUUCACCGGUUAACUAACCCUCAAAUCUUCUAUCCCGUCUCCGAGUCCCGCCAAUUUAACCGUGUUGACGCUGGUCGCGUCUUCUCCGCCGCCCCAGCCCUAGAACAAGAGCAGGCCGCCAAGGAUGCCGCUGAUGACUCUGAAUUUAUAAGCCGUAUCACCCAGAAUCCCUCCCACAUUGAAGUUGUCGGCAAGGGCGAGGAUGAACACCAGGUCCUCCAGCCGGCGGACGUGCGUAUUCCGCACCCACACAUGAUCUCCAGUAGGCGUGCACAAAAUCUCGUGCCGCAAGAGAGAACCGAGCACCCUAAGAUCUACAGGGCUCAUCUUCAAAAGGCAGAGGAGGCCGAGCAGGAGCGCAAGCGUCGCUCUGAGGAGCGUAAAGGGAAGCAAACUCAGAGAGUGCAGCCUGAGGACUCUCGGUUUGAGUUCCGUAUCAACGACGUUGUCGUCAGCCAGGAAACCACUGGAAAGGAUGGUCGGAACGCUCGUGCCCCUGGUCGGCGGUACGGUGUCCCUAGCUACGACCGGAAGAAGGGCCAGGUCAAGAUCCCGACCCGGGUGGAGGUUUAAAAUGAUAUACUUCCUUCCCUCUCUUGGUGUCAUUUUCCGAAGACAUGGAGCUUGUCUUGUAUAGCACGUUCGUUGCGCAGUGCGGACGGACGAUGGAUGUAUUUGUAUGCCUUGUUGCCUAUUUCAGCUGUACUAUACAGGUUUUGAUUGAUUUUUAUUGGGAGGAGCGUAUUGGUCGUUAUCCUUCCUGGUCGGAUCGCCUUAGCCUGAGCAAUGAAUGUAUCUAUAAUUGUCCUAUCACCUUUAUCGGUCGACUACUCAAUAUACCUUUUCACCUACGAC